AUGAAGGCGACCUUCUCAGCUGCUCUCCUUGUUCUAGCCAUCUCAGCGUGGACUUCCUUUGCAGUUGAUUUUCCUCUCCCUAUGAGCCCUCGCGUGACCGAUGAGGUCUUCCGGGAGACAAAGGACUUGUGCAACAAGAACGUCAGGAAAUGCUGGAUGCUUUCCUACUUCAAGCCCAAUGAGCCUAUAUGUGCCAGUGACCAAGUCACCUACGGCGGCGAGUGCCAUCUCUGCUCCAGAAUUCUAUAUGAAAGCAGAACCAUAGUUAAAAUGCAUGAUGGAGAAUGUAGAACCGGAAGUCGCGUAUAG
This is a messenger RNA of Chionomys nivalis (European snow vole), 309 nucleotides long. RefSeq names its product serine peptidase inhibitor Kazal type 8 (putative) (gene Spink8). Lineage: Eukaryota; Metazoa; Chordata; Mammalia; Rodentia; Cricetidae. The transcript is spliced from 5 exons. The record is from RefSeq and is a predicted model, not a curated record. Gene Ontology annotation, molecular function: protein binding. The coding region runs from base 1 to 309 and encodes 102 amino acids.